UCAAUCUCUCAGCAACCAAAGUGGCCAGAGGCAAUGGCAACUUCACCUCUCAAACUCAUCUCCAGCUUCUUCAUCCUCAUCUCCAUCUUCAUAUCACAAGCUGUUGCACAAUCGGAUGGAUGCCAAUCCGAAAGCCAAAACAGCUGCAACAACAAGUCAGCUGCACUGCCCCUCAAACUCAUAGCCAUUGCCUCCAUCUUGGUCACAAGCAUGAUAGGCGUGUGCUUGCCUCUUUUCUCACGCUCAAUCCCAGCUUUAGCCCCUGACCGCAACCUAUUCAUCAUUGUUAAGGCCUUUGCUUCGGGGAUCAUUCUAGCAACCGGGUUCAUGCACGUGUUACCGGACUCUUUUGACAUGUUAUGGUCCCCUUGCUUGAAGGAAAAUCCAUGGCACAAGUUCCCCUUCACUGGCUUUGUGGCAAUGUUGUCUGCAAUUUUCACUCUAAUGGUUGAUUCAAUAGCCACUAGUUUAUACACUAAGAAAAAUAACACUGGUAUUAUUCCGGAAAUCGAAGUUGCAGAUAUGGCUGCAGGCAACACUGGGGGACACUUCCACGGACACCAUCACGGACCCAAGAUUGGAAUUGAAGGCUCACAAUUGCUACGUUACCGCGUUGUUGCCAUGGUGCUUGAACUGGGAAUUGUGGUUCAUUCAAUAGUGAUAGGGCUCUCAAUGGGAGCCUCAAACAACACUUGCACAAUAAAGCCUCUUGUGGCAGCCCUUUGCUUCCAUCAAAUGUUUGAAGGAAUGGGCCUUGGUGGCUGCAUCCUUCAGGCUGAGUACAAGUUUGUGAAGAAGGCUUGGAUGGUGUUCUUCUUCUCUGUGACAACCCCAUUUGGGAUUGCGCUUGGGAUAGCUUUAUCCAAAACAUAUAAAGAGAACAGCCCUACUUCAUUGAUCAGUGUAGGACUACUGAACGCCUCCUCGGCCGGACUUUUGAUCUACAUGGCUUUGGUGGAUCUUCUCUCUGCUGACUUCAUGGGUCCGAAGUUGCAAGGUAGCAUCAAGCUCCAGAUUAAGUCCUUUGUUGCAGUUCUUUUGGGUGCUGGUGGCAUGUCUGUAAUGGCAAAAUGGGCUUGAUCUUCAGCUUUGAGAUCAUGUCAUUGCAAUUUACAAAAGCGUGUACUUAUGAGUUGUUAUGUUCCUAUCCUAUCUAUAACCUCACUUGUCAAUUUCCUUCAUAUAUUUCUAAGCUUUGCCCACUAUUUGGCAUGAAGCUCUCCAGCAAGAGCACUCAUGUGUUGUCAUGUAAUCUUAUGUAUCUGAAGACAUCAAAAGUCUUU
Messenger RNA from Vitis vinifera (wine grape), 1283 nucleotides. RefSeq names its product probable zinc transporter 10. The transcript is spliced from 3 exons. Lineage: Eukaryota; Viridiplantae; Streptophyta; Magnoliopsida; Vitales; Vitaceae. The record is from RefSeq and is a predicted model, not a curated record. Bases 34 to 1080 code for a protein of 348 amino acids. Gene Ontology annotation, cellular component: plasma membrane. Gene Ontology annotation, biological process: zinc ion transmembrane transport. Gene Ontology annotation, molecular function: zinc ion transmembrane transporter activity.